Macrosteles quadrilineatus (aster leafhopper) is the source of this 3616-nucleotide messenger RNA. RefSeq lists its product as uncharacterized. The record is from RefSeq and is a predicted model, not a curated record. Lineage: Eukaryota; Metazoa; Arthropoda; Insecta; Hemiptera; Cicadellidae. Gene Ontology annotation, molecular function: cysteine-type peptidase activity; deNEDDylase activity. The transcript has a single exon. The coding region runs from base 2047 to 3594 and encodes 515 amino acids. Gene Ontology annotation, biological process: proteolysis.
AAACUCAGCCAUUAUUACUUAAUUAAUAAAAUGUAAAUAUAAGUUUAUUGUUCUAUAAAACAUAUUUAAUCAUAAAGUAAAUAAAUGAACAACACAAAACUAGUAACCUGGAUUCCUAAUCAGUUGGUAAUAUUCGCAAACUAAGGGGGCUCUCUUGUCUUUACUCUAGCUGGAGGAAAAAAAGGUUGUUCUACCUAAAAUUAAAAUUUAUAGCACAAUAAUUAAGUGUUUCCGAUGAGAGUUUGAAAGAUUCUAAAUAUAACUGAGACUAAUACUUGAAGUUGAGGAAGCUGUAAAGAGAGAGCAAACAUCUGUUGGUGUAAGAUUCACGAUUCAACUUGUAAACAAAGCGAAAAAUAUAGUUGGUGAAUCAACUAAGCCCAAAUAUGUAAAAACAUGGUUUUGAUACAUUGUAAUAGUUGUGGAUUGUCGCUUACUUGAUAAACAAUUUUAAGUAACCUAAGCGAAAAUAGCUUUCUUUUUUAAAAACCUUAAUGAAACAGUUUGUAUGUAUAAAAUAUGUUAAUUUAUUGUUAAAUGCUCAUGAGUGUUGCGGCGACUUUUACAAUCAGCAGUUUUAUAAAACCAUUAUAUAAAAAUAAUUUUAGUAGGCCAAAUAAAAUCUGCUCAAGGGCCAGACGUGGCCUGCUGGCCGUAGGUUGAAGAUCCUUGCUACUCAUCUACAAAUCCUUUGAAACGUACCUUGGGUGGACCGUGAUGUCGUGAAGUCGUAAAAUGUCUCUGCUAACUCUAUUUUGCCACUCUAAACCUGAAAUUAAAGAUCUAUGGAGCUUGGAGACAAUCAGAAAAAUAAAUAAAUAACAGAAAAAAAAUAAAAUAAAUUGCUGAGGGUGGGGUUAGACACUCAGUAGCAGGUUGAGAUAAACUGGUGCUCCCGAUCUUUUUAAGUUUUUAGUGGACAAAUACUGGUCAAUCGUAAAAAAAAUUGUGUAGUUUUUGUGUGUUUUUUAUCUGUGUAUCGAACUGUAAAUAGAAUUUUUUGAAGUGUUCAAGGACUCUCACGUAAUGUAUGAAAAACAGAUAAAAUUACCUGCAUAUUUUAGUUAAAUUACUUCAAGGAACUUGUUAUCAGCUCUGAUAAGAGUCAGUUGAACUUUGGUCUAGCUUAUCUGUGUCCAUGAUCGUCCAACAUUUCAGUUAUCUGUUUGGCCUGAUCUGAAAAACUUUAUCCCUGUUUUCCCUGCUCUGGGAUUUUAAUUAUUGUUUUAUCCCAAUUUCCCUUUUUUGGGGAUUUUUAUUAAUUAACAUUUUUAUCUAAUUUUUAAUUUUGAAACAACUUUAAACGUUUGUAUUAAAAAGGACUACCUAUCAAAGAAAUAUAUUAGACAAAUAUUUAAUGUCCUUAGAAUGACUCAACAUCGUUGUGGAUUAUGCCACAAAGGUGUGAGGGUUAAUGCAGUUUUAUGCAGAGGGGCAUGCGAAAAAUGGUAUCAUAGAAGGUGUACUGACAUAACUGAUGAUGUCUUCAAAAAAAUGUGUAAUGGGGAACAAUUGGAUUUGAAAUGCUCAAAAUGUAAAGAUGUAACAGAAAUCGAGAACAGUCCUGUGGAUAAUCAAACACAUUUGAUUGAAAUAGAAUCUAAGUUGAACAAUAUUAAUGCUGAGGAUGAUAACAUUGACCUGGAAACGUCCCUUACUCUUGCAGCAGAAGCUGGAAAUGCUCUGUUGAUUGAGAAUCAAACUCUGAAUCAAAUCAUACAUGAACUUAAAACAUCAAAAUCUAAACUACAGUUUGAAUUGGAAGACAAAAUAACAGCCCUACAAUGUGAUAAAAAUGAAUUGGAAAAUAAUAUUGAAGAAAUAAAAAAAGAUCACUUAGACAACAUAAAUUCACUGGAGAAAAAAUUUUAAAAGACAAAGCCUUUAAUGAAAACUUAAUUGUACAGCUAGAAUCAGACAAAUCUAUGCUUAUAUCUAAAAUAAAGCAUUUAAAUGAAGGGAAAACUCAACUGGAUGUUAAACUUAAAACUAUAGAGGCUAAGGUAAUUUUGUAUCAAGAACAGAUUGAUUCCAUACAACAACAAAAUGAAAAAAGUACAGGAGUGUAACAGUUGUGAUGAGUUGAAGCAAAAAAUAAGGAAGCUGGAAAGUACUCUUAAGGAACUAAGUCUGGAACUACUUAUGUUAAAACAAAAAAAUACAGAAAUGAGUAUUUCUACAAGUAACUCAAAGACAAAUCAGCCUCAUAUGGAUACAAGUAUAUGUAGAAGUAAAACAACACAAUCGGAAUGUAAUAGAACAAAUCCAAAACCUGCAGUUAUAGAAACAAUCGCACCUAAUACCCUACAUGAACUGGAUGAUGAAGAAAUUAAUCUAUGGAUUAAAAGCAAAUUGAACAUCCCAAUUAACAGUUUUGUUUUGUGUCCUUCAGUAGGCCACCUAGUGAAGGAAGUAGAGGACCUGGAGCUCAGUAUGCAACUCUGCAAUCAAAUUGAAAUGCAAAAUAAAGACUACAUCAUGGCAAUUAUCAAUAACAGAACUUCUAACACUCAAUCUGGUUCUUAUCACUGGUCUGUGUUAGUUUAUAAUCAAUUUCAAAAUGUUGCCUAUCAUUUGGACUCACUUGCUGGUCUAAGUAGUAGUCAUGCUAAAGAGUUCGGUGUGAGAUUGGCACAGUUUUUUGGGAAUGAAGGAGCGUUUGAGCUGAAAAAUGUGGAAUGUUAUAUCCAGAGAGGAACAACCGAAUGUGGCGCGCAUGUCUUACACAAUCUUGAAAUAGCAUGCUCCUUGAUAACAAGUAAUAAACCAUUAACAAGCUCAAUUUUCACCAAAGAUUUCUCUGUACAUAAAUAUUAUGAUGGUCUAAAACUACUCUCAGAACACUCAGCUUCUGCUCAAGCCUCACUGCAAGACACUAGGAAUAAUCAACACACAAUCGGUUCUGCUAUGGAAACUAUAUGCAGAGUAAAUGAAAAUCCUACUGUAAUUCAUAACUGUUGUAAUGAGACUGAAACUGUUAAGAAAUCAUCCCUCAGGACUAGGAGGCAACCUAAACUUCCCAAGAAAAAAAUUCUAAUACUGGCUGACAGCCAUGGGAGACACCUUGCACCUAAUUUGUCAUCUAUCUGGCAAAAAAGCGGACACGACAUAAGCUGCAUCUUUAAGCCCAAUGCAAUUAUGAAGGAGGUUUUAUCUGAUGCUAAAAUCCUCACAAAAUCCUUUACAAAGUCUGACACACUGGUUGUGUUGGGUGGGUCCAAUGAUGAAGUUAGUCAGGCAGAGAGAAAUUACUGUGAAACCAUCAGGAUAUUGCUUGAAAAUACAACGCACACUAACAUCAUUAUAUCAGCACUUCCCUACAGGCAUCAUGUCCCAGGCCUCAACAACAGAAUAUGGUUCCUUAAUACGAAUAUUGAAAAACUAGUGGCCCAACAUAAACAUGCCUCUUUCCUGGCCAUAAAUAAACUGCCACGCCACCUAUACACACAACACGGUUUACAUUUCAACAAGCAGGGUAAAAAAACAAUAGCUUUUAUGAUAAGAGAUAUUCUUUGUCCAAAACUUCAGCCAUCACUUAAACCUAAACCUGACUCAGCAAGUUUGAAACAUAAAGUGAAAAAAAAACUGUAUUAAUAUUGUGAAAGAGAACAUGAGG